UUGUUGGCGAGAGAAAGGCGCGAAACCAGGAGCCGUCAGCAAAACCCGCCAAGAGACGGCGUAACGUGGUGUCUGCAGCAUUUCUAGCUUGGAAUAUUUUGUAUUACUUUUCAUCCUUACAAUGGGAAUACACGGUUUGGCCAAGCUUAUUGCCGAUGUAGCCCCUUCAGCCAUCAAGGAGCAUGACAUAAAGUCUUACUUUGGGCGUAAGGUGGCAGUGGAUGCCUCUAUGUGUAUCUACCAGUUUCUAAUAGCGGUACGACAAGAUGGCAACAUGCUUCAGAACGAGGAUGGUGAGACCACCAGCCAUCUAAUGGGCAUGUUUUACCGCACAAUUCGCAUGGUCGAACAUGGAAUCAAACCUGUCUAUGUGUUUGAUGGGAAACCUCCUCACCUGAAAUCAGGUGAGCUGGCCAAGCGUAGUGAACGCAGGGCGGAGGCGGAGAAACUGUUGGAGGCUGCCCAGGAGGCCGGAGAAGUAGAGAACAUUGAGAAAUUCAACAAGAGGCUUGUGAAAGUCACCAAACAACACAAUGAAGAGUGUAAGAUGUUGCUUAAACUGAUGGGCAUUCCUUAUGUAGAUGCUCCCUGUGAAGCAGAAGCUACGUGCGCCGAACUAGUGAAAGCAGGCAAAGUCUUUGCAGCUGCUACAGAAGACAUGGAUGCAUUGACAUUUGGAACCCCAAUACUUCUAAGACACCUCACAGCUAGUGAAGCCAAGAAAUUGCCUAUCCAAGAAUUUCACCUGAGCCGUGCUCUUGAAGAUAUAGGCAUUUCUCAUGAUCAAUUUGUGGAUCUUUGUAUUCUCUUGGGCAGUGACUACUGCGAGACAAUCAGAGGUAUUGGACCCAAGAGAGCUAUAGAAUUGAUCAGGCAGCACAAGUCUAUUGAAGAGGUCAUGGAUAACAUUGACCUUAAAAAAUACCCGGUACCUGAAAACUGGCUGCACAAGGAAGCUCGACAGUUAUUCCUAAAGCCUGAGGUAGUAGAUACAGAAAGCUUGGAACUGAAGUGGACAGAUCCAGAUGAGGAGGGACUUGUGGCCUUCAUGUGUGGUGAGAAACAAUUCAACGAAGAUCGUAUCCGCAACGGAGCAAAGAAGCUUUCAAAGAACAGGCAUGGCAGCACACAGGGUCGUUUGGAUGACUUCUUUAAGGUAACUGGAUCCAUCUCUUCAAAAAGAAAAGAGACUGAACUCAAGGGAUCAGCAAAAAAAAAAGCCAAAACAGCAAGCACCCCAAAAGGCAAAUUUAAGAAGGGCAAGUGAAUGCAUGAGUGGGGGGCGGGGGAUAUGAGGACUGAUUGUUUAGAGGUUUUCUGA
Messenger RNA from Pelobates fuscus (common spadefoot toad), 1321 nucleotides. RefSeq names its product flap structure-specific endonuclease 1 (gene FEN1). Gene Ontology annotation, molecular function: 5'-3' exonuclease activity; RNA-DNA hybrid ribonuclease activity; 5'-flap endonuclease activity. Gene Ontology annotation, cellular component: nucleus. The record is from RefSeq and is a predicted model, not a curated record. Lineage: Eukaryota; Metazoa; Chordata; Amphibia; Anura; Pelobatidae. The transcript is spliced from 2 exons. Bases 122 to 1267 code for a protein of 381 amino acids.